AAGGGAGGGGGGGUGGACUGGACUCCCUCCGUUCUAAUGGGCCUGAUUGGGUAGCCGGGGUUCUAAAGGGGUGUGUCUGAUAUUGACCGAGGGUUAUAAAAUCGUUUGUUGGUCAGAGGCCACCCUCAUUAAAGUGAGGGUGGCAGAGUUGAGUUGGGGGGGGUGUCACAGAGGGGAAGCAGGAGGAAGAAGAAGGGGAGGUGGGGAUGACGGGGAAAAUAUUCUAAAAAUAUACAUUUGCAAACUUCCUAAACAAGAAGAUCCAGCAUCCACUCAGUGGGGGCUGUCUGAACCCCCAAGUCAAUUAAGGAUAGGUUCCUUGAUCAGAAGGAAUCUGAGUAUCGAUUAAGGCGCGUAUGUGAGCCCUCCAGAGAUCAGGAUAAAUCGUGGUACUUUGCAACUUCUGUGCAGACCCAACACAAUGAAUUCCAAUGUUGAAAACCUGCCUCCACAUGUGAUCCGGCUGGUCUACAAGGAAGUCUCCACUCUAACUUCAGAUCCACCUGAGGGCAUCAAGGUGUUCCCCAAUGAGGAGGACAUUACAGAUGUGCAGGUCACCAUUGAAGGACCCGAAGGUACUCCUUACUCUGGUGGCCUCUUCCGCAUGAAGCUGAUUCUCGGCAAAGACUUUCCUGCCAGUCCACCAAAAGGCUACUUCCUGACCAAAAUCUUCCACCCCAAUGUGGGUGCCAAUGGGGAGAUCUGUGUCAACGUCCUCAAGAAAGACUGGAAAGCAGAACUUGGCAUCCGACAUGUCCUGCUGACCAUCAAGUGUUUGCUGAUCCAUCCCAACCCAGAAUCCGCCCUGAAUGAAGAGGCAGGGCGCCUCCUGCUGGAGAACUAUGAGGAGUACGCUUCCCGAGCUCGGCUCCUAACCGAGAUUCAUGCCCAACCCUCCUCUGGCUUGCAUACCAAGAACCCUGCUGAGCCUUGCUCGUCUACGGCAGGUGCUUCUGGGGAGGGUCCCAUGGCCAAGAAACACGCAGGUGACAGAGACAAGAAACUGGCUUCCAAGAAGAAGAUUGACAAGAAGCGAGCUCUUCGGCGGCUUUAGGGGAUUUAGCGGGGGGAAGGGGGUUUGAGGGUCCGAAACAGGUGGGUUGUGGGCAUUGAGGGUUCCAUAGUACAUUUUCCAUCUCUCCUCUCUUUCCUUCUUCCACCUUCACUUUGAGACUGCAGUCCAACUUUGUCUUCCCCUGGUCGGAUUUUUCUUCUUUUCAGUCGUUAAGUUAUUUAAAUUAUAAAAGCAGAAAAAUCUAUUAAAUGCCUUUGUUUUCUAAGGAAGGCUCUUAAUGUAUGGUUGUGCCAUCAUAUGAAGCGGGAUGGGAACCAUGGCGAGGGUACUUGGUUCCUGUCCUUAAAAUGAAGGCCUUCUUGACGCCCAAAAGGGCAGAACUCAGUUGAGGUGGGAAGAUGUACCUUUUGCUUUUUGAAAGAAGAUUGAAAAAGCUGCUGUUUUCAUUUUAAGGGAAGAAAACAUCAAGGAGGGAAAUUGGUAUGGUUUAUACAACUAUACAAGGGAAGGAUAUGAUGACUUUUUUGAUUUCACUUUAUAAAAUCGCUUCGUACAUGUUAAGGAAAAUGUUUCUUCAUCUGAUACCUGAAUCAGAAGUUUAUUGCUAUGAUUUUCAGACAUGGACUUGAGGGCAAGUAUUUUUAUAGAGGGGAGAAUUGUGUGUCUUAGUGACACAGGUCAAAAUGGGACUCUUAUGUUUAGGGGUUGUGUAGAUCUUCUAGAAUGUUCAGGUAAGGGGAAGCUGGAUUGGCUAUUCUGGGAACAUCUGCUUGGCUAUAUGGCAGCUUGCUGGAACUGAGCGAUCUCCGUUUGUUGAAGGGUAAAUUCAUGCAUUUAAAACGUGGGUGUCGAGCAAAGAAAAUGGUCCUCUGGGUCAUUUUAGCGCAGGUGAUUUUAUGAUAGCUCCCAGAGGGGCUUCAUGAGAAAUGGCUGCCAGGAUUUCACACUUAAAUAUUAUCUUCCAAUGAUUAAGCUAAUUUGAGAACUUGCUGGCCACAGAGGUGCAGUUUCCGUGCCAGAGGUUCAGGACAAGAUGAGCAAAUAGGCCUAUAAAAUAAUUGAUGUUCCUACUUGUCCCAUCCAAUCAGCACUGAACAACAUCCGGUAAUGUAUUUUGCUUAGGAAUCUAAUAUUUAUUGCAUUUAGUUUAUUUGUACAGUAUUUCUGUGUCCAUUCAAUACUCAACAAUUCAGACCCUUCGUCAUUGCCUAUAAGUGCCAUCACAGAGCAACUCAAAAUCUGUUUGCCCUUGUCUUUAUCAUUUUAUUACCUAGUUUUUAUUGAUGCUUAAAAACUUUUAUAUGAAUAUUUUGUGGAAUUUUCCCAAAACAGCAAGUCCAUCAAAAGAUUUUUUAACCUAUUACUUUUCUGAAAUAAAUAUCCCAUAUAAAUGGAAACAAAUCAAUAAAAUUAGAAUUUCAGUACCAUUUAUUCAAAAUAAAGCAGAGUGUACAGGUUUAGGGUGCUGAUUCUUUUGAAAUGGAAUAGUUUUUGAAAGAAAGAAGACCACAUGAUGGAUAACGUUGGGAGUUCAUUAGAGCCAAGGGAAGGCUUACCAGAGGAUUGGUGUCAUUCCUGAAAAUUCCUCUCAUGUCCGUAUCUAGCUACAGUGAAGAGUCACUUCAACAGUGAGAUGGGUGGCAUAAAAAUUCAAUAAAUAUCUUCAUGUAUUGAGAGUAGAAAAAGUAAGGCCCUUGAGUUUUAUCUUCAGUAUCAGAUGGAUAGUUGGUGUUUAUCAUUGAGAAUUCAUACAGUCCCUGUAGGGACUUCAGUUGUGUCAAGAACAUUGAGGUGAUUCCCGAUUUGUCCAUUGGGACCUCUUCAAGUGAACAAUUAUCCUUUAACUACAGAGAAAUUUGGUCAUCAUGCUUAAGUGUUGUAUCAAGAAAUGAGUACCUUGCCAAUUCAAGAUGGGUUCCUUUCCAGCUUGAGGAACACAAUGUUCCCUUGAUCAGGGUCAUCUGCAUGGGAACUGGUAAAGCAUAUCAAGAAAUCAAAAUAAAUUUUCUCACCAGUUUAUGCUGAUGUAUAACGACGAAAGUUAUUUUUGCCACCUAGUUUGCGAUGCUUCUUCAAAGGGACAUUGCAGCGCAGGGCCAGAAAUAGGCCACU
This is a messenger RNA of Ahaetulla prasina, 3127 nucleotides long. It is a transcript of the gene UBE2S, whose product is annotated as ubiquitin conjugating enzyme E2 S. The record is from RefSeq and is a predicted model, not a curated record. The coding region runs from base 422 to 1054 and encodes 210 amino acids. The transcript has 4 exons. Lineage: Eukaryota; Metazoa; Chordata; Lepidosauria; Squamata; Colubridae.